Drosophila bipectinata is the source of this 801-nucleotide messenger RNA. NCBI's taxonomy places the organism in Eukaryota, Metazoa, Arthropoda, Insecta, Diptera, Drosophilidae. The record is from RefSeq and is a predicted model, not a curated record.
AUGAGUGAAUCGCCUAUAAAUAGCUCUUCAUCGAGUACAAAAAUUCGCACAAUCAGUGAAAAUAAUGCGGAAGAUUCAGCUGCGCCCUCUUCAAGCUCCCAAAGAGUUCCAUCCGAAGCCUCGUCCAAUAUUUUAGUCCUUUACUACGAUUGCUUAGAAAGAAUAUUCUCACUUCUGAGCUUAGAAGAUCAGUUGAAUUUUUCGCGUUCUAAUCGCGAAAUAGAAUGCAUGUUCAGGAACUACGCCCAGCGGAAGUACAAACACAUCACCGAUAGACUCGAGGAAUCUGAUCUGGAAUAUUUAGUGGAACAAGUCAACGAGCAUGUGAUCAGCUAUGAGUCACUAUCGCAACCCUCCUACGGAGACGAGGAGAAGUUGCGGUUACUAGGAAAGCACUGCCCUAUGCUGCGGCGCCUCAGGAUGACUUUCAUGCGAGUCGGAUGGGAGGACUUGAACCAAUUGAAGAACUUAAACACUCUUGAUGCCUUUAUACAGUUUAGAAUAUUUUAUGUCUAUGAGAAGUUCUUCUUAAAUCUAUCAGAGAAUCUCCCGUGUCUGAGGAAGCUAGUCUUAGAAGCUCCUGGCUACAGUGGGAAAGAACUCCACGUGUUGAAGAAACUACAGCAUCUAGAGAUAGGUCACUUUUGCAAUUUAGAUGCCAAAUCCCUGGUCGAUUGCUGCAUCAAGAUGAAAAAUCUGCACUUUCUUAAAAUUGGAAGGUGGCCCAACAACCUGACCAACAAAAACCUCUCCGCGAUUGUCGCGAACUGCCGGAACUUGGAAACGCUUGAGUUCACCUGA